Molecule: messenger RNA, 1485 nt
Organism: Aspergillus nidulans FGSC A4
Lineage: Eukaryota; Fungi; Ascomycota; Eurotiomycetes; Eurotiales; Aspergillaceae
Product: MFS transporter
Exons: 4
Coding region: 1-1485 (494 amino acids)
Biological process (GO): transmembrane transport
Cellular component (GO): membrane
Molecular function (GO): transmembrane transporter activity
Source: RefSeq, a predicted model, not a curated record
AUGACUCUUUCUGAUGCGCAGCAAGAAUGGGCUCCAACUGAGAAAUGCUCAAUCGGGGCAGGAAAGCCAUUUCCUCCAGCACUUCCAGAUCAAGAGCGCUACACUGUCGACUUUGAAGGACCGGAUGAUCCCAUGCAUCCUCAGAAUUGGCCGUUGACAAUCAAACUUAUAUCCUCGAUAAUGGCCUGCUCAGGUACAUUGAUCGCCUCCCUGAACAGCGCCAUCUUCUCGACCGCAGCCGACCAGGCCAGCCGUGACUUCGAUGUAGGAAGGGAAGUGAUUAGUCUCGGGACCGCUCUCUUUGUCUUGGGCUUCGCCACAGGUCCAGUAUUCUGGGCGCCCAUGUCCGAGCUUACAGGCAGGAAACUGCCGCUGGUGAUCGCCAUUCUCAGUGAAGGGAUCUUCACUGUCGGCUGUGCAGCUGCACAGGAGGUCCAGACCCUGAUCAUCUGCCGCUUUUUUGCUGGGGUAUGCGGCGCGAGCCAACUGACCGUGGUCCCGGGCGUGCUCGCCGAUCUUUACAACAACGCCCACCGUGGCGUCGCAAUCGGGCUGUAUGCGUUGACGGUAUUCGGGGGCCCAUUUAUUGCCCCUAUUGCUGGCGGGUUCAUGGCGUCAGGUCAUCUCGGCUGGAGAUGGACACUGUACAUCCCAGCCAUUCUGGCCCUAGCCAUUGGCGCGCUUUCCAUUCUCUUCUUAAAGGAGACGUACCCUCCCUGUAUCCUUGCUGUCAAGGCAUCUGGCAUUCGAAAGAAGAGACCAGAAAACUGGGCCAUUCAUGCAGAACAGGAAACGGUCGAGCUGGAUAUCGCCGUUCUGGUCGAAAAGUACUUCAAUCGCCCGCUGCGCCUGCUCGUCACCGAGCCCAUGUUGCUUCUUAUAUCGUUGUACAUGUCCUUUAUCUACGGUUUGGUCUAUGCCUUACUCCAGGCCUUUCCGUACGUAUUCGAGCACAUCCAUGGUCUACACCCGGGGCUGGCUGGGCUCAUGUUCGUCGGGCUAAUAAUCGGCGUCGUCCUGGCCCUCUGCUUUAUCCUUUCCCAGCAAGCCCAGUAUGCAAAAGCACUGGCGGAGAAUGGAAAUGUGCCCGUUCCCGAAUGGCGACUGCGUCCAGCCAUGCUGGGGGCUCCGAUAUUUGCCCUUGGUCUGUUCUGGUUCGGCUGGACUGGCUUCACCCCUCGAAUCCACUGGGCCGCACCAGCAGCCGCUGGGAUCCCUAUUGGCUUCGGCAUUCUUUGCAUAUUUUUCCCGUGCUUCAACUACCUUGUUGAUGCCUAUUUACCGGUGGCCGCCUCUGCCGUCGCUGCGAACAUCAUCCUCCGGUCAGCCUUUGCAUCCGGCUUUCCUCUCUUUACUCGGCAGAUGUUCGAGACUAUGGGGGUGCAGUGGGCAGCCACCCUGCUUGGCUGCUUAGCUACAGUACUCGUCCCAAUUCCGUUCGUCUUUAAGGCCCUUGGGCCGCGACUAAGGCGGACUGCAGGCUGA